Plasmodium yoelii is the source of this 5712-nucleotide messenger RNA. Its product is annotated as conserved protein, unknown function. The transcript has a single exon. Bases 1 to 5712 code for a protein of 1903 amino acids. Gene Ontology annotation, molecular function: protein binding. NCBI's taxonomy places the organism in Eukaryota, Apicomplexa, Aconoidasida, Haemosporida, Plasmodiidae. The record is from RefSeq and is a predicted model, not a curated record.
AUGGCUUCUGUUUAUAGAAUACAGGAUACAGUAACAAAUGAUGACUUAUCAGGGCAAGAGCCUAAUGGCAAACGCCAUAAAUUUAAUAAAUCAUCUAUAAAAAAAAUGGCAAAUUCUCCAAUUUCAAAACACCAUAACCCAAAAAAUAGUAAAUUAACAAAUAAAAAACCAUCAAUUUCGACAUAUUUAAGCGAUAAAGGAGUAUUAAAAAAUAUAUUAGAUAAAACAAGUGAAUUAUUUAGAUACAAAAAAUUAAGAAACUUAUUAUUCAAAAAAAAAAAUAAACCUAAAAAAACUAAUGAUAUUGGGAUAAAAUUUAAGUUUAUGUAUAAUGGUGUCAAUUUAUACAAGUAUGGUAUUUCUGAAAUUCGAAAUAAAGUUAAUAACAAAAAAACAGCGACAAAAAUAAAAGAAAAAAACACAUCUCAUGUUAAAAAAAGUAAAACAAACAAUAUUAAUAAAAAAAUAAAUAACUUAAAUAUAAAUAAGACAAACAACUCAAAAUCUGGCAAAGAAGUGGAUAAUGAUUUAUCAAAAGAGCAUAAAGACGAAACAGAAAGUAGUAAAACAACAGAAUAUAAUUACAAAGUAGAAAUAGAUCAAAUUAAAAUUCCAUAUAUAAAAAAAUUAUUAGAUAAAGCGAAGAAAAAAGAGAGUAAUGAAAAUAAUCAAAUACCAAACUCUUCUUAUAAUAAUAACCUUUCACACAGUUUCAGUAACACAACAUCAAAUGAUGCUCAAUUUAAUUUGGAAAAUAAUUCUUUAAAUAAAAAUGAUAUAAUACAUAAAAAAAAGUCAAAAUUUUUAAAUAAUAAAAUUAAAAUAUUUAAUAAUUUAGUAGAAUAUGUAAAACCAUCAAGAAGUUAUAAUAUUGAUGUAUGUCAUCCUUUAUAUAAUUUGUUGUGUAAAAAUGAAAAAUCGUAUUUAAGUUCUAAUUGGCAUGAUAGAAUAAAUUAUGCUUUCCGAAAUAUUUGUGGAUUAAAAAAGUAUAUUCAUGAUGAUAAAACAGAAGGAGAGCAUGAAAGAAUCUUUUAUAAUGAAUUGGAAUUAUUUCACAUGUCUAGUAAUAUAGGAGCAUGUGGUCUUAUAUAUUCAUUAUUUUUAAACAAUUACAAAGUUAAUAAUUAUUUUAAUAACGAUCAAGAUAUUGAUAGUAGUAGUAAUAGUGACAAUGAAGAAAAUGAAAAUCGUAGAAAUCUUAUUAAUAUGUUUAAAACAUGCUUUAUUCAAGUAACUAAAGAUAAUUAUCCUCAUAUUUAUAAUAUAUAUAAACCCAAAUUUGAUGACGAUUUACUAUUUUUAUUUGAUAGUCUUGUUUUUACUGUAGUUUUGGGAAGUAGAAAAGAUAAUAUUAGUUAUAAUUUAGCAAGAAAAAUAUAUAGUAAUGAUCUUAAGGGAAAAAAUGUGUUAUGUGAUUGUAUAUUUAAUUUGAAAAAUGAUUCAAAAUUUUCUUUACCUAUAGCUAGCCAAAUUGAUUUUAUGGGUAUGCGAAUAAUUUCAGAACCCUUAAUGCCUUUAACUAAUGAUUAUAUUCCAAUUGAUGUAAUUAAAGACAUAUAUGAAAAUGUUGAAAUUACAGAUACCUCCAGUGAUAUAGAUAGUGAUCAAAAUGAAUACUACAAAAAAAAAAGUAAUUUAGGAAAUAAAAAAGAAUGUAAUUAUAGUUAUAGUGAGAAAAAUAACUAUAAAAAAUGUUCAGAAAAUAAUUUGUUGAAUAAUAGUGGAGAUACUUUUAAAAAUAAAAAAAUAUUUUAUGAACGAUUAAUGGUAGAAAUCGAAAAUUAUGAUCGUAUAUUAUAUGACCAAUUAAUAAAAAUGAGUGAUUAUGUAAACUACAGUUGCUGUAUUUUACCUUUUGGAAUGUCAAAUUAUUUUGAAAGUAGAAUAUUCAAAUCUCAAAAUAAUGUAAAACUAUUUAAAUCAGUUAUAGAUAAUUUAUAUAUAAUUAGAGGAACCGAAGAAAUAUUACCUCCAAUUGUUUCAAACAUUAAUAAAGAUAAUUUUAUCACAAGAUUGAGAUAUGAAUAUAUAAAAUAUUAUCACGAAGGGAAUCCUUUAUGCAAUACAACACUUGCAAUUAAUAUAAAACCUGAAAAAAAAUUCGAAGAAAAUGAUGAAAAAAAUAAAAACAAUAUAUAUCAUUUAAAAAAUGUUAGUAAACAAUGUUUUGAUAAUAUUGAUAAUUAUAUUUUACCUAAAGUAAUAAAUUUUAUAGCAAAUUUUAAUGAUAGUUAUGAUAUAACUAAAGUAUAUCAUUCCCAUGGUGUUAACAUUCGAAAUUUGGGUUAUAUAUUAAAUAAUAAAAAGACACCUACAUACCUUUCCGAAGUUAUAUGUAGAGAACUGAUUUGUAGAACCUUGAAAUCUAUACAUUGUGAGAAUAUACAUUAUUUUAUAACAAAUGUGGUAAAUGUGUCUAAUUUGGGGAAUAACGGAAUCCAGGGGGAGAUAAAAAAUCGAAACAACCCAAAAAUAUAUAAUAAUGCAGAAAUAAAAAAUAUUAUUAAUAUAGAAAAUAAUGAAAAAAGAGAUAUUAUUUUUUAUGACGAAUAUAACAAAAUUGCUGACACGUUUGAUUUUAUCAGCAUAUUUGAAAAGGAUGAUAAUGAUCAAAUGAUACAUAGAAAAUGUCUUAAAUUACAAAAUGAUAAGUUUAUAUGUUUUUGUAAUGAUUGUUUGAAAAAUUGUAAAAAAAAUCCAGAAUUAAUACCACAUAAAUUGGUAAUUAAUUUAAUAAAUUUAACCUUAAAUGUGAAUAGUGCUAGUAGUAUAAAAUUUUGGAAUAAUAUUCUUAUACCUCAUUGUAUUAAAAAAUUUCAGAUUAAUUUAAAUGAUCAUAUAAAAAUCCGAGAAAUAGAAACAUAUGGGCUAUUAUCAUGUUUAGAAUAUCAUUUAGGUAUUUAUUUUAAAGAAGAUUGCAAACAAAAUUAUAAAGUUCGAUUACCAAUAACAUUGGAUGAUAUGUCUAAUUUUAGUUCAAAAUCUGAAAAACAUUUAUUUCCUAACGUUGAUAAUUUUAUACAAAUUUUUAGUGCAAAUAGUAGUAAUGGAAAAACCAAAAAUGAAAAAAAAAGAAAUAAUCAUAUGAAUAAAAGUAAACAAUCAAAGUUGGAAAAUAAUGGUACGGAUAAAAAACGAGAAUGUAAAGAUAUUCAAAAUUUUAUGGAAAAAAUAGAAUAUGAAAAAAAUAUUCUUCUUUCAAAAUGUGAUGAUAAAAACAGGGAAACAAUUCAAUAUGAGAAUAAUUAUAUUUCUUUAUUUUAUUCUAAAAGUAAAUCAUCUUUUCCAAAAUAUUCUACAUUGUCUUUUAGAAUUAUAGAAAAGUUAUUUUCCAAUACAAUAAAUCAAGAAAAAUUUAAGAUAAAUAAUAUACUAGAAGAAAAUGUCCCAUAUAUCAUAAAUAUAAAAAAUAGUGACUUUUUAUAUGUAAAUAGUAUAUGUAAUGUUGGAUUAUGUGGAAAAAUAAAAAGUUUAAUUUAUGAAUAUAAUAUUCCUUGUCAUCCACAUUGUAUACUUAAUAAAAAAAUGAAAUGCAUAAAUUAUGUAAAAACUAAAAAAUGUAUAUAUUUAUUAUUAAAUAUUAAUGCUAAUAAAAAUGUGUUUGAAUUAACAAAAACAUUUUUAUAUUUAGCAUAUUUACAUUUUGAACAUGGUUAUAUACAAAAGUGUUUAAAAAUAUGUUACUAUAUUUAUAACAUGAUUCCGAAUAUAGGUACAUUAAAAAGAGAUAUACUUAUUUUAAUAUUACAAUGUAAGAUAAAAGAAAAACAAAUUGAUGAUGCUUUAAUAAUUUAUAAACUUAUUAUAAUAUUUAGUGAAAGAUAUGAUGGUAAAUAUAAUAUGAGUGCACUUUUUUCUAAUAUGUUAUUGUCUGAUUUUUAUUAUAACCAAUCAAAUAGUGUUGAAAUAAAAAAUAAUUCCAAUAAUAAUAUUAAUACAAAAAAUGAUAGCAUAAUUAAAAGUGAUUACAAUGAAGAAACUGAUAUAACAGAUAAUAUUAAUCAACUCAAAAAAACUGAUACCAAUCUUGAUUUAAAAAAUAAAUAUUUGUUAAAGGCAUUGCACUAUUCUGAGAGUUGUUAUAAGAUAAUAACAACAUCAUUGAGCGAUAUCUGUUAUCACUAUAUAUAUAUAUAUUCUUUAAUGUUAAUAGGGAAUAUUUUAAUGUCUUUAAAUAAGUUUCACAGAGCAAUAAAAUAUUACAGUUUAUCAUUACAAUAUUCGAUCAGAGGGAAUAUGCCAAAUUUUAUUAUUUUACUAAGCAAGUGCUUAUUAGCAGAUUCGCUAAAAAAUAAUGGAAAUUUUGAUAAAGCUAUUGAAUUAGCAGAAGAGUGUUUAAACACAUUAAAAAGUUCAACUUUUUGUUCACACAAUCUUAUUCUUCAUGUCAUUUUUCAUUUAGCUCAGAUGAAACAAUUUAUUGGAUGUAAAGAUUUAUUAUUUCCAGAUAUUUUAUUAAAUAACAUUUCUAAUGUUCAUAUUAAAAAAAAAAUAUCACUUCCUGAUUUUAUAAUUUUAGAAAAAAAUUAUUUAAAUGAAACAAAUAUAAAGCAUAGAAAUGAAGCUAUAGAUUUAUAUAUUAAAUUAUAUUAUAAAUUAAAAAGCCUAAAAAACUAUUCUCUGGUUGUUGCAAAAGAUAUAUUUGGAAAUUUAUAUACAAAAAAUGACGAAUUACCAAAUACAGAAAAAUCGAAUAUAAAUCAUUUAGAAGACAAAAUGGCAAAAUUAUUUGAUAUAAUAAAAGAAAUACUUAAAAUAAAAAUCAUAUCACUUAACAUGAAUAAGCAAUUUAUGAUAGCCUCAAAACUAUUAGCUAUAGUUUUAUCUAAAAAUUCAUCUAAAUUUGUUAGCGAAUUAACAUUAAAAAAAAAGAGAGAUCAAAUAUAUGAACAUUUUAUACACAAUGAUAUACAAUACAAUAAAAUGGGAAAAAAAGACAAUAGAAAAAAUAUUGAUAAAGAAAAUCAAUUUUAUUAUUUAAUUGAUACAAUUUAUAAUAAUGAUAAUAAAAUGAAUGAAAUAUUUAAUGAUGAAUAUAUAAAUAACGGAUUAAGUAAUAAUGAAGAUAAUUUUAAUUUAGAUUCUAUCAAUUUCCAUUUAAUUAAAAACAAACAAAAUUUGUUUAAUCGAAAUUGGUAUACAAAAGAUUAUGAUUAUAUAUCAAUUGAAAAAAUUUUAUUUGACAACACAUAUUUUAAUAUAAUAGACAUAUGCAAAUAUUGCUACAUUAUGUGUGAUAAAUAUAAUACAAAAAGUUACAAGGAAAGUUGUGUUAGUAGUAAAAUAUGUCCAACUGUUGACAUAACAGAUAAAAACAAAAUAAAUUACAGAGAAGAAAAUCACACUUUUUUAUUAAACCCGAGUAUUUGGUUUGAUGUUUUGUUUUUCACUACAAUGAAGGGGGUGUGCAAACAUAUAGAACUUAUUAUGCUUAUAGAUUUAAUCAGAUUGUUUUUAACUCCAAUACAAAAACAAUUAAUUUUAUUUCAUAUAAAAUCUUUAAAUAAUAUUAGAGAUAAUGAAGAGUACUCUGAGUAUGUGCAAUAUAUAUUAAAUAAUGAGAAAAAUAAUGAGAAAAAUAAUAAUUUAAAUACAUUUAAAGAAAUUGAUCAGGAAAAUAAAUCUAAUAUAUUCCAUAAUAUAUUGUUAUCUCAAACUACAAAUUGCACUGAUGAAGAUGAAGAAUCAAAGUAUUUAUAUAACAAACAAUAA